This is a messenger RNA of Thamnophis sirtalis, 3935 nucleotides long. NCBI's taxonomy places the organism in Eukaryota, Metazoa, Chordata, Lepidosauria, Squamata, Natricidae. The record is from RefSeq and is a predicted model, not a curated record.
AUGUCGUCUCUCUAUAUGGCUGUUUCAGGGAAAUUCACCCCUUUGGAUCAGUGGCUGUACUUUGAUGCUUAUGAAUGCCUGCCUGAGGGGGAGCAGCUGACAGAGGAAAACUGUGCUCCGCGUGGUAGCCGCUACGAUGGGCAGAUUGCUGUCUUUGGGGCUGACUUCCAAAAACAACUUGGGAAGCAGAAGUAUUUCCUGGUAGGAGCAGGUGCGAUUGGCUGUGAACUCUUGAAGAAUUUCGCAAUGAUUGGCUUGGCUGCUGGCGAGGGCGGGGAGAUCACUGUGACAGACAUGGACAUCAUUGAAAAGUCCAACCUGAACAGGCAGUUCCUAUUUCGACCACAAGAUAUAUCUAAGCAGAAGUCAGAAGUGGCUGCAGCUGCCAUAAGACGUAUGAAUCCUAAUAUCAAUGUAAUAGCUCAGCAAAAUCGGGUCGGGCUUGACACACAACACUUCUAUGGGGACGAAUUCUUCUUGGGCUUGGAUGGUGUAGCCAGUGCCCUGGACAGCUUUCAAGCCAGAAACGAAGUGGGUGAAAUAUGUCUGCACUACCUCAAGCCUUUGCUCGAUUCUGGGACCGAUGGCACCAAGGGACACUCCCUAGUCUUCGUGCCUUACCUGACAAACACAUAUGGACAAAGUCUGGAUAAGGACAGUACAACAUUCCCUCUCUGCACUCUGCGCUAUUUCCCCACUACCAUCCAGCACACCAUUCAGUGGGCCCGAAAUCAAUUUGAGGAUCUUUUCAAAAUAAGAGCAGAGGAUACUAAUAAAUUUCUGAGGGAUCCCACCACCUUUGAGAAAGAAGGCACGGAAGCUUUGGAGAGGCUGAACCUAGUGAAGAUGAGUCUUCAGGAGCAGCCACAGUGCUGGCGAGACUGCGUGGCCUGGGCCCGGAAACUUUGGGAGCGUCUUUUCUGUCAUGACAUUCUGCAGUUGCUGUACAACUUUCCACCUGAAUAUAAGACAAGCUCUGGAUUUCCUUUCUGGUCCGGAUCCAAUCGAUGCCCGCACCAACUCCAGUUUGAUUACAAUAAUACCACCCACAAGAGCUUCAUUGUGUCUGCCAGUCGCCUCUUUGCCGAGACACACAAGCUGCUUAUUCAUGAAGAUGAAGCUACCACUUUGCAAGUUCUCCUUGAGUUGCAUCUCCCACCCUUCCACCCACGUCAAGGGAUGCAUAUCCCUACUACGGAUGAGGAGAUUCCAACAUUACCAAGUGCCUCUAAGGAGACGAUGUUGAUAGAACUGAAGCGAGAAUUGGGAAAGCUAAGAGAGGAGCUUGAAAAAGACAGUGGUCAUAUGGAGCCACUUCACUUUGAGAAGGAUAAGGACUCCCAUUUGGAAUUCAUCACGCAUGCAGCCAAUCUGCGAGCUGAGAACUACGACAUCCCUCCAGUGGAUAAGUUCCAGUAUCAGAAGAAGACAUGGAGCUGCUGGGACAGAAUUACCAUGCCAGGUUUAAAUUCCAAAGGAGAAGUUGUUACCUUGAGAGAGAUAUGUGAUCACAUCCAGACGGAGCAUGACCUUGUGCCUCAGAGGUUGCUAUUUUGGAAAGGAUCCAAAAUAGUAUUCCUUAUCUAUGAUAAGGAAGCUGCAAUCAAAGAGCAACAUCUUCCUUUAAGCCUGACGGAAUUGAUUCAUGAAAUCACUGGAGAGCCAGUCCCCAAGGAGUGCCGUCUCUUGGUAUUGACAAUUGAUUGUGAAAAUGAAGAAUUCGAUGAAAGUGUACCACCUGUUCAUAUCAUGCUUCAACCAGCCAGCAAUCAAAAAUAAAUAAAUUGUGUUAACAGAUUUCUAAAGGAAGCAAUCUCGUUAAAUCAGAGAAGCACUGAAAGUGACUGCUCUAAACACAAAUUACUGCAAGAAUGUGUUUUGAUGAAGGCGAUAUGUCUUCUCCAGUGCAUCAGCUUAAAUUUGCCUGCAGGAGUUAUCCUACCCCUGAGGGCCAUGAACAGAUAAUUUGUUGGAAAUGACUAUGAAAUGCAAUCUACAGAACUUCUUUUGUCAUAUCCUGAAUCUCACUUCUCAUUAUGUUCCUAUAUCACAUCAGUUGGGUGUGUGGCAACAUUACAUUAGCCUGCUCUGCUUUGUCAGAAAGUUUAUUGAACUGGCACCCUCCUAUGAUUUUUAUAGGCACACUGCAAAUGUGGGUAGGAAUUAGGCUUGUGGUAGUUGGACAGCUGGAAGGCCCCAAGCUAGGAACAUCUGCCUUAAAGGAUGGGAUAUUUUCAUUAUCUCAGCACUGAAAGACCUAAUCUCCAAUGUUCAACUAGUAUCUCCAAUUAGAUGAGACAGCUCGAGAGACACGCUAGGAGAGGUUUUGGAAAGCCAGUUGCAAUUAGAGCAGACAACAUUGGGCUAGAUGUAGCAGUAAUCAACCAGAGUACCUUCAAACUUUCAGCUGUCUCUGUAUUUUGAAUAAGUGCAGUGGGAAGACAGACAUUGGAGUACUGUGAUAUAUGUGAGAGGCACUAAGUUGUGCUGUAGUUGAGGGCAAAAUCUGGAGUAUAAAUGCCUUGAUUGUUGAUUGGGCAGCAUGUCGCAAACCAUUAUCUUUUUCCUUAGCGUAAAAUGAGAUUAUCAUGGAGAUGAAUGAGACUUUGUAAGUCAUUCUUUAUGCACGCAGAAAGGGAGAUCAGAAGCUGCCUUCAUACAAGGGCUUCAUCUAGCUCACUACCAUCUCCGUAUUUAACCACUAUGGAUGGAGUUCUUUUAAGCCUCAUGUGCCGAAACCAAGGACUGAAUGGGCAUCUUGCAUUUGAAAUACGUGCUCUCCCAAUGUAGCCUACUCUUGGUAACACAUUGUUACCAAUGGAAUUGAUAGUGCCCAUGGCUCUUCAGGAUAAACCACAACCUCUCUGAGUGUUGGCCACCCAGACCCUUCAUGAAGCAGAGCUCUUGACUCCCACUAUUGUAGACAGAUCCAGAAGAAACUUACGUAUUUGUAAGCAAAUUGCUUUGCCAUAUUGUCCACCUAUUAGUUUUAGUUGUUCUGUCCACUCAGGUCCAUCUUUGUUGUGGCAGCUCUAUAGAUACAGAUGCAGAUACAGGUAGUGAAGUCUGCCCAUUAUAAUCAUAAGUCAUGAUGGUCGUAAAGCAGGUUAUCAUGUGACCAACCUAACCAACCAAAGAUACAAGCUAUUUGCAGCGAUUCAAUGCAGCUAUUAUUCACUAUGGAGUAUUUUGGCCAAAAACCAGAAGUAAACGUUGGUUUUCAGCAAAAAUAUAAAAUGUGACCACAUGACUGCAGGAUGCUGCAAAUGGUCAUCAAUGAAGGUCAGUUGCCGAGGUCUCAAAAUUCAAUCACAUGACUAUAGGAGGGGGCCACCAUUGUAACUUUGGAACUGAAUUACAAGUACCUUUAGUCUUGUAAUGUUGAAUGGUCCCUAAGUGAGCAGUUAUAAAUUGAGAACUAGCUUAUUUGUAAAUUGCUACCUUGUAAAUUCUAUCGUCUUCUUUUUGCCCCAGCUACUGAAAUAUCCAGCUUUUUGAACUUGGUUUCUCACAACAUUUGAUUUCCCUUCUGAUAAGAAAGAUAAGAGUAUGGGUGCCUAUAGUGUUAAACCUUGUUAAGAACAACUUGGCUGACAAUUCCGUGUUUGUGGUUUGUUUUUUAAGAAAAGAGUGUGAGAACUUCACUCCUGUGAAACUUCUAAAGCAACACUAGGAAUAACAUCUGAUGAAGAUAACUGAGUGGCUUUCCUUCCUUUCGAAUUUAAAUCAAAUGCUUUAGAUUAGGUUCAUUCUGCACUUUAUGGCAAAUUGCCCUGUGACAAAUUGCAUAUUCUGUUUACAGUAAACUGCUAGCAACACAUUAAAGUAAUGAGACAGAGUUGAUGAUGAAAUUAUGCCUCGCUCAUUCCGCAAAAGCCCUACUCUGAAUAAAACUGCCUUUGAAUCCCAGGCUGGGCAGAGAAUUCCUCUGCUCU